AUGGCAAAUAAUCGCGGCUCGUCGGUGGCGACGCCCUUGGCAGGAGUCGGAGCCUUGGCCGCCGCCUUUGCCCUGGACAGGAAGUUUCGCCUGAUAAACGAUGCGAGACUUGGCAUGAACCUGCUCCCCACGUUGAUUGCUCUUCGGAGGCGUCUUCGGUUGAGCAGUCAUUCCUUGGCAGACGUGUGGAUGGAGUCUGUCAGACGUUUCGGCAGUGAGACAUUCAUUGUGUUCGAGCAUCGUAGGAUGACUUUCCAGGAUGUGGACCGCGUGUCCAAUCAGAUGGCACAUCUGCUACGGCAGGAGGGCUUUCAACCCGGGCAGGCCCUGGCGCUCAUGAUGGAGAACAAGCCGGAAUACGUUUGUUGGUGGUUGGCCAUGGCGAAAAUUGGAGUCAAGGUUGCCCUUUUGAAUUACAACCUCACAGGUCGUGGCUUAGCUCAUUGUCUGUGUUCCGCCGUGCAGGACUGCCUCGGAGUCGUGUUCGACGGUGAGUGUGAGGCCAACCUUCACACUAUUGAUGCCGCCUUGCACGAGCACCGCAUGAAGCUCUUCUGCUGGGGAGGUCAACCUCGGCGAAGCUUUCAAGCUCCAGUCCUGGCAGUUGACUAUGACCAGCUCCUGGGAUUUCCCUACUCAGGAGACGGAUUUGCUGAGCUUAGACGAGGCAUCAAGUUCAACGACGUGUUUGGUUAUAUCUAUACCAGUGGCACGACGGGCCUGCCCAAGGCAGCAAAGAUCCUGCACUCCAAGAUGUACAGCCUCAGCGGCAUUUGUGGCAUCCUGGGCCUUGGCCCAGGUGACAGGCUCUACACGUGCUUACCUCUCUACCACAGUGCGGGUGGCGGGUUGGGCACGAUGUCGUGCCUCGUGUCAGGUGCGACGCUGGUCUUGGCACGGAAGUUUAGCGCAAGUCGCUUUUGGACAGAAAUUUCUGAGCAAGGCUGCACAGCCUUCCAGUACAUCGGAGAGCUUGGACGCUAUCUGGUUAACUACGCCAGGGAGCAUCCGGAGGUGACCCAGAUCCCACACAAGCUCAAAGGUGCCGUGGGGAACGGACUCAGGCCGGAAGUCUGGGACGAGUUUCAAGACAAGUUCAACAUUCCAGUCGUGACUGAGUUCUACGGCGCCACAGAAGGUAACGCCGCCCUGCUGAAUUACUGCAGGAAGACCGACCUGGCCUCGCGAGGAGCCAUCGGCAAAGGAGGCUUCUUCUUCGACAAGGCGCUCUUGGGCUUCACAGCGCGGCUGCGCGGAUGCGCCGUGCGCAUCGAAACAUCACCGGGCGAGGCAGGCGAGCUGAUUUGUCCCAUCGACGACAAUCAUCCCACGAGGAGGUUCGAAGGCUAUACGGAUUCCAAAGCCACCGAGAAGAAGGUACUGCGUGAUGUCUUCACCAAAGGUGAUGCCUGGUUUCGCACGGGCGACCUUCUCUCGAAGGAUUCCAGCGGACUGUGGUAUUUCGUGGACAGAAUUGGUGACACCUUCAGGUGGAAGGGCGAGAACGUGAGCACCAUGGAGGUGUCGCAGGUCCUGUCCAGCUUCCCCGGCGUCGAGGAAGCCAACGUCUACGGCGUGCAGGGAAGCUUCGUUGCUUUCCUUACGGAGGAAGAGUGCCAUGUGGUGGAUGUGCAAGCUGCGUUCGCAGCUGCAGCAUGGUCGCCCUGGGGUGUCAGAGGUCCCUUGUUGGCGAUCCUUGAUUCCGUCGGGAGGCUCUUUGUCACUGCUCCCUGUGACCAUGACAUGGGCAGCACCAAGGAGGUAACUGAUCUCAAAGACUCAGCAUUGGUUGACCUGAGCGAAGACUUUGAACGGGCAACAAAGAGGGAGUCCCGGGCCUCCAUUCUUGACUUGUGUUUCUGGCCUUCUCCAAUAUGUCUCGAAGGCAAGAAGCGCGUUGCUGCGCUGCUCUGUGCUUGCAGAGGCUCGUCCGUGGUGAUUUGGAAGCUGGGUCCUAAGUUCGAUGGCCCACAUCGGCUGAGAAGGGUCGUACUAGAGCCAUCAGUGGAGAUCACGGCUGUUGCCGCAUCUUCAAUCUGGCAAUCCUUGGAUGGAAGCUUGAUAAGUCUGUUGGCCAUGGCCACAAGCACAGGUCAGGUCCAUGUGCACCGGAUCUCUGUUGAUUCGGACGGCUGCGAGCUUGCAAGUACUCCUCUCUGCGAGACUCCCAUUUUUGACGUGGGCCUUGGUAGUAUUGGGCAACUCGCCGUUCUGACCGAUAUCUCCGAUGAAAUCGAGGUAUUCCUUGCAGUGGGGCGCGGAGUUCAUGUCUCUGCUGCAGUUCUACGUUGCAGCAAGCGGGGAAACUUGAAACAAGUGUCGGCCUACACAGCCAGCGUGCCGUGCCACGCAGUUCCAGUCGUUUCGGUCUUGUGCGCUGCAGGCGGAAUUCUUAGCCAGACCGACGCAAGACAGCGAAAUGCAAACAUACUCUCAAUGGACUCUUCGGGGCAGGGAGUUCUAUGGCAGCUUCCUUGCAACGGAAGUGGAACAGGAACUUUGGACCCUGGCAGGCUCUGCAGCCUCGUCCCUGGGAGCUGGCAGAAUUGGCUCACCACGGUAGAGCAGAACGCUUUACGACUGGACGCGCGCAUGGUGCGCGCCGCAGCACGUGAACGCGAAGCGCGUCGGGGUAGCUCCCUUUUCUGCGGGCUUGCCAUGUCACCUUCUCAUUGCUUGCUGGCGAUGCAGACCGUGAUUGUAUCCGAAAGGACAACCCAGCAACGCAUGGCAAGCUCCUUGCUGAUUACUCCCGUGGGGAGCCCGUUGCAUUCCUUCAACGCCAGUCUACGAAGUCUCCUCCAGGCUGUGCAUCAGAGCCAGGUCUCAUUCUUUUGUUGCAGUCUGUGGGAUGUCGCGGAGUCAUGGCAGAUACAGACGCAAAGGAAAUUCACUGGUUUUCCUUUUAAGUCCCCCAAGGAUCUGAGGAUGUCUCAGAAUGAGAAUUGCCUGGAACGGUGUAUCGAGUGGAUCUGGGGCUUGGCUGAGAUUUUCACGCGGGUGGCAGAGGCAGAAGCAGAUGCUGCUGAGAAGGCGACGUUGGGUUCUCUGGGUUUUCGGAGCGCCUCGAAGCAGGCGGUGCACGCGGCGCUCCGAGACUUUGUGCCCAAGAGCCUCGCCGAGCGGAGGCGCCUCCUCACGGCACAUCCUUUAGGAGGCGCCGAGUCGCUGCAGGCGCUGCAGGCGCUGUGCCUCCGGAACGCGGAUCGCUUGUUGCACCUCUGCAGAGACGUGGACCUGGUCUCUGUGAAGCGGCUGCAGAACGCCUGCCUGGAGUUCGUGCGCUUCGUCACCAGUGCACCGCGUGGCCGGAGCGAGAAAGACUCGAAAUUGGACGUCCCCGCAGCCGCUUCCUGGAAAGGCUGCUGGCUGCUGUCAGCCGUGACUCGAGAUUACUGGAAAUGCAGACUGGCCAAGGCUUGUCAGACACCUUUGGGUUCGGCCGAGCAGCUACUGGCGUAUCUCUCCAAUCCAGACCAGGUUCCGGGCGAGUCGGAUGGCCGUGCCUGCAUGGCUGCCCUGAACUGCCCAGAGGAGCUCCAGAGCAGGGAGAAGCUGGAUGCUGUGCAGGCCCUUUGCGAGAAGGAGCUUCCCGGCUACGCGCGGCCACUUUUCUUGCGCUUCUUGCCGUCAAUGGAAAUUACUGGCACCUUCAAGCACCAGAAGGUCCACUUGAGAAACGAGGGCAUCGACCUAACGAAGGUCCAAGACCCGAUCUACGUCUUGCACCCCGCCUCGAAGCGCUACGAGCGCCUGGACGCCGCCAUGCUCCAGGUAAUGAGGGGUGCUGCAAGGGAGGAGAGAAGAGGAGGGCCGAAGGCACACCAAGGGGCCAUCCUACGGCUGCUGGUAGGCAAGCAGAGAUUGUACGGCGCGUUGCUGGACGACCAACUGAGCCACGAUGCCGAAGCAGCAAGGCUGGCAACGUCCAAGCGUCGCCGGCGCGUAAAUGGUGCGCCGCUCCUGCUGGCACUGCUGCUGCCGUGGGCGGUUUUUGUGCUCUGCUUUGCGAUGGCCGGUUUCAUAUUCCACUACGCCAUGCCGCUGACUGCCACGCUCGCAGAACUCCUCGUGGUGGCAGUGUGUCUGCAGCGGGUGUUCUGGGGCUGGCGCUUGUGGAAGCGAGGUGCAGCGGAAGGGUUCUACCCUGCGUACAUGGCAGUUGCCACGCUUCUCGCGGCAGUGGUCGGUUGGUGCUUGCUCUCGGCUCAAAAGGGGCUGAGCCUCCCCACUCCCAGUCAUGGGGAAGAAGGGCAAGUGGCUCGGCUUUAUUUCAAGUUCAGCCGAGAAAGGAAGAAGAAGGCGGCAGCGCCAGAGCCGGUAGAGGAAAUCCCGGCCGACCUCAAGGAGCUGACGAUCCCGAACCUCCGGGAUCGAAUCGAUGCCUUCCAGUAUCGUCUCAGCAAGGCGGCAAAGGACAGAAAUUACAUGCAGCUGGAGAAAGACAUGGUGAACAGGUUCUACGAGAUCACCAAGUCAGAGGUCAAACAGGUGGAGGCCGAACUAUUAAACAUGGACCGAAAGAUGGAAAUCUUAGAACGUGAUUUCCGCGUCCACAUCAAAGUCCACGAGCAAAAGGUGCAGAACCUGGAGUAUGAACAAAAGGAGGCCAAGAGGCAGGUGGGUGAGAAUGGUGACAUGGACCUCCAAAAAGCGCGUGACCUGCACUCCGAGCAGCUCCUCAACAUGAACAAGGAGAAGCUGGAGCUGAAACGGGACAUCCGGGAAACCCAGCUGGAGAACGAGGACGAGGUGAAGAUGAUGCUGCAGGGCUUCGCGAAGAGACUUCAGAAUCUUCGCGACACCUUCGAGCAGAACCAUCUUUCCUUGCAGGCUCAGUACGAGGAGCAGGUGGAGCAGCUGAAGAUUGACCUCGAGCUCCGCCGCAAGGUGGAGAUCCACGAGAUCGAGGAGCGCAAGAAUCAGCAUAUCAACGAGCUUCUCUUCAAUCACCAGGAGGCUUUCGAUGAGAUCAAGGCCUACUACAAUGACAUCACCCAUGACAACCUGCAGCUGAUAAAGUCCUUGAAGGACGAGAUUUUCGAGAUGAAAGAAAAGGAGAAGACCAACAAGAAAAAGAUGGACUUGCUCCGGCAGGAGAACCGGGACCUGACGCGGCCCCUGGAGGAGAAGCUCAAGCAGCAGCGAGCGUUGGAGGAGGAGCUCAAGACCUACACCAAGGACAAAAUGGCCCUGAAGAAUUUGAAGGCGCACUUCAAGAAGCUCGAGGAGCAAAUCACGGAGGCCAAGCAGGAGUACAGGACUUGCGAGGACAAGUACCGGAAGAUGGAGAAGGAGCGAGAUGACUUGUACAAGCGCUUCAAGAAGGCAGUGCAAGAAAUCCAGCGCAAGGCAGAACUCGGGAAGAAUGUCGUCCUGGAGAAGAAGCUCGAAACACUCGCACAGCAGUUCGAUGAGAAGCAAGCGCAGCUCACCGAAGUCCUGACCAAUGCACGAUUGGAUCCAACCAUUGUUGCCAACGUCACGAAGAAGUUGGAGCAAGUCCUCGGUGCCAAGAACCGGCAGAUCAAGGACCUCCAAUACCAGGUUCACCAAUCCACCAAGCAAUACAACGACACCAUCCGCGUCUACGAGAGCAAGCUCCAGGGCCUGGGUGUCGAUCCCGAGGAAAUCGGCUUCGAGGCGAUUCAGACGGCGACAUCCCUGAUGCCAGCGCGCCUGGUGACUCGAGUGGGAUGA
Molecule: messenger RNA, 5700 nt
Organism: Symbiodinium necroappetens
Lineage: Eukaryota; Dinophyceae; Suessiales; Symbiodiniaceae
Source: the annotation of a GenBank genome assembly